Eleginops maclovinus (Patagonian blennie) is the source of this 2487-nucleotide messenger RNA. Its product is annotated as aspartate aminotransferase, cytoplasmic-like. The transcript is spliced from 9 exons. Bases 123 to 1355 code for a protein of 410 amino acids. The record is from RefSeq and is a predicted model, not a curated record. Lineage: Eukaryota; Metazoa; Chordata; Actinopteri; Perciformes; Eleginopidae. Gene Ontology annotation, biological process: L-aspartate biosynthetic process. Gene Ontology annotation, cellular component: cytosol. Gene Ontology annotation, molecular function: pyridoxal phosphate binding; L-aspartate:2-oxoglutarate transaminase activity.
CGCCUAUAUCACUGUCUAUCCUGAACCGUGGAUCUGAAGGUGAACCAGAGACUGUACAUUUAAACCCGGCCCUGAAGCACCCUGUCCCCGUCUCUUACUGCUGCAUCCUCUACCCCUGAGCCAUGUCCAUAUUCAGUGAUGUCCCUCAGGCUCCUCCAGUGGCUGUCUUCAAACUGAGCGCCGAUUUCAGAGAGGACGGCCACUCGCAGAAAGUGAAUCUUGGAGUUGGAGCUUACCGUACCGAUGACUGCCAGCCCUGGGUGCUGCCGGUAGUAAAGAAGGUGGAGCGUCUGAUCGUCGACGACAGCAGCCUGAACCACGAGUACCUGCCCAUCCUCGGCCUGCCGGAGUUCCGAUCCGCCUCCUCCAAGGUCGCCCUGGGAGACGACAGCGCCGCUAUCAAGGACAACAGGGUCGGGGGUGUCCAGGCUCUGGGGGGGACGGGUGCCUUGAGGAUCGGGGCUGAGUUCCUGCGGCGUUGGUACAACGGCGUCAACAACACGGCCACGCCCGUCUACGUGUCAGCGCCCACCUGGGAGAACCACAACAGUGUGUUUGCUGAUGCUGGAUUCAAGGAUAUCCGUCCAUACCACUACUGGGAUGCUGCUAACAGAGGCCUGGACCUCGCCGGGCUCCUGGACGACCUGGAGAAAGCUCCAGAGCACUCCAUCUUCGUCCUGCAUGCCUGCGCUCACAACCCCACCGGCACCGACCCGACCCAGGAGGAGUGGAAGAAGAUCGCAGAGAUCAUGAAGAGGAGGAAUCUGUUUGUGUUCUUCGACUCGGCCUACCAGGGCUUUGCCUCCGGCUCUCUGGAUAAAGACGCCUGGGCCAUCCGCUACUUCGUCUCCGAGGGCUUCGAGCUGUUCAUCGCUCAGUCCUUCUCCAAGAACUUCGGCCUCUACAACGAGAGAGUUGGAAACCUCACCGUCGUGGCUCAGGACGGAGAGAACCUGACCCGCAUCCUGUCCCAGAUGGAGAAGAUCGUCAGGACCACCUGGUCCAACCCACCGUCUCAGGGAGCGCGCAUCGUCAGCAAGACCCUCAACUGCCCCGAGCUCUUCGCCGAAUGGAAGGGCAACGUAAAGACGAUGGCCGACCGCGUGCUGCUAAUGAGGGAUCAGCUGAAGAGCAAGCUGCAAGCUCUGGGCACCCCGGGGACCUGGGACCACAUCACCCAGCAGAUCGGCAUGUUCAGCUUCACCGGCCUCAACCCCAAACAGGUGGAGUACAUGAUCAAAGAGAAGCACGUGUACCUGAUGGCGAGCGGCCGCAUCAACAUGUGCGGUCUGACCAGCAGCAACAUCGACUACGUGGCUGAGUCCAUCCACGACGCCGUCACCAAGGUCCAGUGAAGGCUCUCCGCCCACUUCCUGCUUCCUGUCCGCCCGCAGGAAGCACCGUCAUGCCUCUUGUGCCCCGCCCCCUGCUCAUCCUCACCUCUGAUUGGUCACAGGGAUUCUGCGGUGUAACCAAUCAGAGGUCAGGAUGAUUUUCAGUUCUCACGUGAAGGGAGGUGCAAUGAUUUUAGGAUAACACUUGAACCAGGUUACUGUCCCGUCAUCGUCACACAACGCUUCCUCUGUCACUGCGAGCACUUCCGUGACUUCAGUCAGGUGUCCGUAGAGUCGAUCAAAAAGCCGUACCGGCGAGUUCAUGUACAUAGAUGUUAGAGGUCCUAAUGUUUCCUGAAGACGCACGAAAGCGCGUCUCGCUCUGAGCCCAAAACAAAUCAGGUUAGAUAAAAAUCAUGAUCCUUUUCCUUAAGGCGUAGGAAUUUGCAAUUUCAAUCAAUAUGUAUAUUAAUAAUUGAAUCCUCAUGCAGAAGUUGUUUUAAUAUUUAAUGCAGGAACAUAAAGGACAUGAGCAGAUAACGGUUCAAUAUUAAAUCAAUGACAGAGUUAAUUAAAUCCCUGCAACAUUUUAAAUAACUCACACAUGACAUGCAGGACGUAUUUAUUAUUACCCAUAAUCCCACUCUUCAUUGAUUUGGUCCCAUUUCCUGUUGUGUUGCGCCACCUUGUAACGAUUUCCCAUAUUGUAUCCAAAAUAUUUUUGGCGUCAUAAUGUAUUAUUAAGCAAAGCUAGAUACAGAUAACUCCCUGAUGAGCUUUUAAAAUAUGUGUUAGGAAGUACAUUUUGAUGACAUCAGAAACUUGUCUGUCAUGUGACCAGCUUAAAAGUCACUUCAUGGUUAUUGCAUGUGCCUUUUGUUGUUAUGUUUGCCCUGUCUCACCCGUGCAGCUACACGACCAUUCACUUUUAAAGACCACAGAUCGUCUUUGUGCCAUCAGUGAUCAAACCCCCCCUCAUCCUUGUCUGUGUGUUUCCUCUCCGCCCUGCAAAGCUCUUGUUGUGUUACAGAAACAUGUUGUUGUUGUUGUGAUGACCUCAGAGCCACAUUAACACACUCCCUGGUGUUGUUUGUAAUGGCUCACAGCAGUAUGUGCACUCAUGCUGGAUUAAAUUAUGAACCAUAGGAAACCA